GAACACUGUUAUCUGUAGUCUUUGAUUUUAGGCCAUAUCACUCACACAAGCAAACUUUUGGUAUAAAAGGAGGGAUCUGCUCAGGAUCACCAGAUUUGCACCAGAAGCAUCGCUCCUGUUGUUGUGAACAGAUCUUAUCUUAUCCUCACAGACAUGUCAGGGAAAGUUAUUGUGGUAUUUGCACUGCUGGUUGUACUGCUUGUAUCCAGUGCAGCCUCCUCACCUGAAUCCUCUGCAGCUGGAGAGGCUAAAGAGGCUAACACACUACAGCAGCUUCUGGCAAAGAGGAGGAAUGCACAAGACAUGGCCCGCAGACAGGAGCCCGCAGCUGCGGCGCCUCCUCAGACUCGUUCUGGGCAGAUGAGGAGACGGGCACACCUAUCAGAAGACGAGCGAGAGAUUAUGACCAAGCAAAUAAUGCAAGCAAUCUCAGAGAUGAUGAACUCUGAGUGCAUGUCGGAUCGGGACUACCAGGGCUGGGUGGACUUCGGACGCCGUGAUGUGGAAUGAGACACAACAACAGCCACCUGAGAGCUUGCACUUUGCUUUUUUUGUUCAGAUUUUAUGUACAGGAAACAUUUUACUGUCCCUGCAACUUUAUAAAUAAACUCUUUGGCAGAAUUAUCACAGUUGUUUUAUCUGUUUAUCUGUCAAGAGGAAAUACACAGACAUAUAAACUAUACUGGAUGAAAAUGCAACAUUUUAUUCACAGGUGGUACAAUUUAUACACACGCUGACGUAUACAUACAUAUGCUGUGAUUCUAACAAAGACUACAACAAACAGUGGUGCAGAGAAACAGUGGUUUGGUUGAUUUAAGUCAGAACACAAAUUAUUAUAACCUGUGUUUAUGAUUUCUUCCCUUUUUAAUCCACAGUAUCCUAUGCCUUUUUGCUACAGUUGAUUGAAGAGACAUGCUGUUAAAAUAAUUAUGACCUCUCUUCUACUUGUAUUUCUUUCAACAAAAGAUUCCCCUUAACACCAUGCAGAAUUCACUUUGAAUGCCCAACAUGAUUUUUGAUUUCAUUUAUAUCCCAGCAGUUUUCAAAAUUCCUGAUGACAUGAAAUACAGCAGAUUUGUACAAGCACGAUUUUCAUACACAUAUUGCUUCUAAAAGUCAUAUUCACUGUCUUUGAUGCAGCAUGGCAAACCUGAUUUUAGUUUAUUUGGUGAGGUUUGGCUCAGGAUAAUAAUAAGUCCACAAAGGUCAGGCAUUGCAACAGCUCAGAGGUGAUGGCUGCUAUGUGAAAGCUGGUGGUGAAGCGAGGGGGAUACAGCUAAAAGGAUGUCGACACGAUCAACAUUAUUCAGUUCAGUCAGUGUAUCAUCUGUUCCCAGUUUGGAGCAGAUAUCAUUGCAGUGCUUCUUUAUCAAUUUCUCAACUUGAGUAUAUUUGACAAUCUUAUAUACAAUAUGUUUUUUUCAGUGUAGCAGCUAGUAAGCAGGAAGACCAGAGUGUAUUUUAAUGCAUCUGAAAGAUCUUCAGUGUGACAGCAUUGGCUUGGUUUGUGGUUUUAACAGAUAAUAAUUUACUGCACAUGGUCUUUU
This is a messenger RNA of Lates calcarifer (barramundi perch), 1547 nucleotides long. Its product is annotated as cholecystokinin. The coding region runs from base 154 to 510 and encodes 118 amino acids. Gene Ontology annotation, cellular component: extracellular region; axon. Gene Ontology annotation, biological process: digestion. The record is from RefSeq and is a predicted model, not a curated record. Gene Ontology annotation, molecular function: neuropeptide hormone activity. NCBI's taxonomy places the organism in Eukaryota, Metazoa, Chordata, Actinopteri, Centropomidae. The transcript is spliced from 3 exons.